This is a messenger RNA of Myodes glareolus (Bank vole), 1542 nucleotides long. Lineage: Eukaryota; Metazoa; Chordata; Mammalia; Rodentia; Cricetidae. The record is from RefSeq and is a predicted model, not a curated record.
AUGAGUUUGAAGGCUCCACACACAAUCCUGGAGAUGGCAGUGAAAAGUCUCCUGAAGAAUAAGGACUUUGACAUUUCAGUACUGCAGCAGGUACCCAUGGAACUCUUCCCAUCCCUGUUCAAGGAGGCUUUCAACAGCAGAUGCAUGAAGAUACUGACCGCAUUGGUGGCCUCAUGGCCUUUUGCAUGCCUCCCUAUGGGAACAAUGAUGAAGGUUCCAGAUGUGGUGAUAUUACAAGUUGAACUUGCUGCUAUUGAAAUGCUGCUGACACAGAUGUUUCACCUCAGAAGGUCGAAGCUUCAAGUGCUGGACCUAAGGGAUGAGUCCAAUCGCUUCUGGGAUGUCUGGCAUGGACUAGAAGAUGAACUGCAUGAGCGACAAGCAUACUUGCUGCAGUGGGCCCAGCAGCAAAAAAGGUCUGUGAAGCUUUACUGUAUGAAGAUGACAAUCUGUGAAACCCCUGUGGAGCUUAUCAUGGCCAUCUUGAAAGUCUUCCCACCAGAAUCUGUGGAAGAACUUGAAUUAUCCAGAAACUGGAGUCUGGCAACACUGAGUAGUUUUGCACCUCCCUUAGAUCAGAUGAGAAAUUUGCACAAACUCCAUCUAAAGCGAAUUUUCAUGUACGUUGACAUAGGUACAAAUCCUUUGUCAGACAGAGAGGAGAAAUGUGAAUCUAGGUUCCUGUCUAAGAUCUUCAAAUUAAGCUGUCUCAAGCACCUCUCGAUGAAUGAUGUAUUCUUUUCUGGUGAGCUCCUGAAACACUUGUGCAGGGGGCGCGCCACAGCUGGUGCCAAAACCCGGGACCACAGCUGGUGCCAGAAACCCAGACACGGGACUGAGCAUCUAGCCGACACCUGUGAGGGGCCGAAGAGAAUUCAGAACUCUACACACAAAGCGGACGACGUCGGAUGCUGCGUGUUAGAAAACGGGAAAAGGUUACAAUUGCUCGAGCUUUGGCAGCUUUGGAAGCCGGCCAGUCCCCCCAAGCAUGGAUCAGUAUUUUUCAGGACCUCUAAUCCAGUGCCCUUGCACCUGGAGGCCUUGUUGCCAUUGCACCCAGAGGGACUGGAUGACCGGUUGGCCCCGGACUUUCUGCAUUGCAAGGCCAAUCUAAGCACGCUGACUGAGGAGUUCUACCCUGCCCCAUUGGAGUGCUAUGAUCAAGUGGGUCAUAUCCUUGAGGACAAAUUUACCAAUCUGUGUCCUGAUCUCCUGAAUAUACUCAGGUCCAAAAGACAUCCCAAGAAAGGCUUAUUUCUUACAAAAUUCUGCCAUAAAUGUGUCCGGUUCUGUGUCUAUGACCUGGGGACUUGUCAUAAAAAAGAUGUUAUUAGUGCUGGGAAAAGGUGGACAGGCAGCUCCGGUCUCUCCCAUACAUUCCUGCUUGCUGAUGCCAUUGAUGGAAUGGUUCACAUGGUCAGGGGAGGACAGGAAGGCCUUGAUCUUGGGCCGGGCACUGAGAUGUGCCAUAUAGGCAUUGAGCAGGGGGAAGUUGUUCAGGCAGCCAGGGGCCAGGACCUGGUGGAUCAGCAGCAGAUCUAG